AUGGCACAAAACAGUUCUAGCAGCGUCCUUCUGACGUUCGAAGCCGACCGCGCCGCCUGGUCCUCGGCGGCCUGGACCCCUCUCACUGUCCCGGACGAGGCAGCUCCGGAUGCGACGAGGAUCCUUGGCUGGUGCAAGUCCUCCAUUCCGUAUCUCCCAAGUCAGCAACGGCCUCUGCCGCUGCAGACUCUGGACGUCUGGGUUCCUGCCAGGAAUGCUACGUCGUCCACGGCGCCGCCAGAGCCUUCUUCCCUCCCGGUCCCCAGUUGCGAGGACCAGGAAAAAGUCCUUGUGUGGAUUGUCUACAUCCACGGCGGCGCCUGGCGUGAUCCGACCAUCGAAGCGGACUCUUUUGGGCCUGCAGCAAAGGAAUUGCUCAAGAGAUUCACUCCUGCCACCAGCCGCAGCAGCAGCAAAAACGUCCUCGCCGGACUCGCAUCCCUUAACUACCGCCUCUCCCCCCACCCCAACCACCCGGCCCCCGACCGCCCAGACCGUAACGUCCGUCACCCCGAACAUCUCCGCGACGUCCUGACCGGCCUAUCAUUCCUCCAACGCGUUAUCUUCUCCUCGACUCCCACAGAAAACAUAGAAUUCAUCCUAACCGGCCACUCCUGCGGCGCAACUCUUUCCUUCCAAUCCAUCAUGUCCCCUCUUACACGCUUCUCCCUUCCCCCAAAUCUAUCCCUCUGCAAAAAGCCGAUGGCCAUUGUCGGUUUCAACGGGCUUUAUGAUCUUGCGGGGUUCAUCCACAAACCGCCGAAGGGAUGGGAGGGACAUGUCCCUCCCUACGAGGAAUUCACGCGCGGCGCGUUUGGAGAUGACGAGCGUGUUUGGAGGGCCGUGUGUCCGGCUAGUGCGGAAGGGGAUUGGCUUGGAGAGUGGUUAGAAGAGAAGAAGGGAGCCAAAGUGGUGCUGGGGAUAAGUAAACAGGAUUCGCUGGUGCCGAGGGAGCAGAUGGUGGUUAUGAGGGAGUGUUUGGAGAGGGAAAAGGAGAAGGGGAGGGGAGUGGAAGUGAGAGUUGUGGAGGGGGAUUGGGGGGAUCAUGAUGAGGUUUGGCAGAGUGGAUGGGGAAUGGCGGGGGUGCUUGGGGAUGUUGUGGAGGAGUUGUGA
Messenger RNA from Thermochaetoides thermophila DSM 1495, 1113 nucleotides. RefSeq lists its product as uncharacterized. Gene Ontology annotation, molecular function: arylformamidase activity. NCBI's taxonomy places the organism in Eukaryota, Fungi, Ascomycota, Sordariomycetes, Sordariales, Chaetomiaceae. Bases 1 to 1113 code for a protein of 370 amino acids. The record is from RefSeq and is a predicted model, not a curated record. The transcript has a single exon.